Pelodiscus sinensis (Chinese soft-shelled turtle) is the source of this 2118-nucleotide messenger RNA. Lineage: Eukaryota; Metazoa; Chordata; Testudines; Trionychidae. The record is from RefSeq and is a predicted model, not a curated record.
UUCUCCUGUGAUAAAGUUUAACAAUGGAGAUGAGUAGGUUUAUGAUGCACUGAAUAUAGUUAAUAAUAAUUAGAAUGUUGUACAGUGCCUUUUGUCCAUAAAUCUUAAGGGCUCUACAAAGGAGUAUAAGUAUUGCUAUCCCUGUUUUUCAGGAGAAGCUGUUUUUCAGGAGAAGCUGAGGUACAGAGAAGUGAAGUGACUUGCUGAAGGUUGCACAGCAGAUUGGUAGAGCAAGGAAUAGAUAUGAGAAAUGAGUGUUGGACGCAGAAGAUUAAAGCUGCUGGGAAUUCUAAUGAUGGUAAACUUUUUUAUUUAUGUGAUUGUGGAAGUCUCCAAAAGUGGUGGUCAAGAGAAGAAUUCAAAAGGACAGGUUAUAUUACCCAGCAGCAAAUUCUGGAGGAAAUACACUCCUCACAAGGCCUAUUGGAACAGACAGCAACAGAAGCUGGAACUCUUGUACAACCCCAUUUUGACCUUGCUUUCCAAUAUGACUGUGGAAGAAAACUUAAUUUCUAAUGCUACUGUUCUGAAUUCCUGUGAACCUGAUCCAUCAGUAACUUCAGAGGUUAAAGACUUUGCAAAAUUGCCAGACAGAUUUAAAGACUUCCUGUUUUAUUUAAGAUGUAGAAAUUAUUCAUUAUUAGUGGAUCAACCGAACAAGUGCAAACACAAACCUUUCCUGCUGCUGGCUAUUAAGUCACUUAUACCGCAUUUUGAUAGAAGGCAAGCAAUUAGGGAAUCUUGGGGUAAAGAAAUAAAAUCAGGGAAUGUAACUGUUGUAAGGGUCUUUUUGUUGGGACAGACCCCUCCAGAAGAUAAUUUUCCUGACCUUUCAGACAUGUUGAAAUUUGAGAGUCAAACUCACCAAGACAUUCUUCUUUGGAACUACAGAGAUACUUUCUUCAACUUGACACUGAAAGAGGUGCUGUUUCUUAAAUGGGUCAGCAGCACAUGUCCGGAUGCCCAGUUUAUUUUUAAAGGGGAUGAUGAUGUUUUUGUGAAUACCCAUCAGAUCCUGGAUUACUUGAAGAGUUUAUCAAAAGACAAAGCCAAAGACUUAUUUAUAGGUGAUGUGAUCAAAGAUGCUGGACCUCAUCGAGAAAAAAAAUUAAAGUACUACAUUCCUGAAAGUGUUUAUGAAGGUUCUUAUCCUCCAUAUGCAGGAGGCGGUGGGUUUCUGUACUCUGGUGAUCUGGCAUUAAGACUGAACAAUGCAUCUGACCAGGUCCUCCUCUAUCCUAUUGAUGAUGUUUAUACUGGAAUGUGCCUUCAGAAACUUGGGCUUGCUCCGGAAAAACACAAAGGCUUCAAAACAUUUGAUAUUGAAGAGAAACACAGAAAUAACAUAUGCUCCUACACAAACUUAAUGUUAGUACAUAGCCGAAAACCUCAAGAAAUGAUUAAGAUUUGGACACACUUGCAGGAUCCACACUUAAAUUGUUAAAUGUUUAAAGUAAUGUGCAUAAGUGUCUUCAAUUUAUUUUUCAAGGUUGGGUCUAGUUUCUUUACUGAACCAUUAAAACUCUUUGUUUUCACUUGGUGAUUUUUAAAGUUAAUUCUCCUAAAAUCAUUAGCUAGAAACAUUUGUCCAGUACUUAUAAAAGUAAAAAUAAUACUACAAUAGCAAAUUUUUGAUAGUAUGGCAUGAACUGAGUCCUACUCUUUCCACUGUUCUAGAAGUUAUGAUGUUUCAAUAUUUCACCUACAAAUUGUAAAAUAGACUUGAGAAGUUAUAACUAAAAGUCCUUCAUUGAUUCAUGAUUAGUUGUCACCAUAAUGUUGAAAAAAUGGAUUAUUCACUUUUCAUUGGUAGUGCAUCUUUCUUUAACUGUGGUGGUAGAAGCUGUACACACAGACUUUCCUUGAGAAAACAUGUUUGUGUGAAAUAGCACUUGAAAUUGGGAAAGUCUAAUUUUUACACAAAGUAAAAAAAAAAAAAAUUACCCUAAUUAUUGAAAGCUUUUUAAUUUUGUAACUCUUCCUCUAUCACAUGCUACUCCUGAACAGUAUUCACUCACUUAAAUGUGAUCUGCUGUGCAAAAUGUCUGACUGUAUCAGAAAGGAUACUGAAUCUCUGCUGUUUAAAAAAAAAAAAAAAAAAAGUUACGUUCUAAAAUC